Messenger RNA from Cadophora gregata, 867 nucleotides. RefSeq lists its product as uncharacterized. The transcript has 5 exons. Gene Ontology annotation, cellular component: cytosol. Lineage: Eukaryota; Fungi; Ascomycota; Leotiomycetes; Helotiales; Ploettnerulaceae. Gene Ontology annotation, biological process: pentose catabolic process. The record is from RefSeq and is a predicted model, not a curated record. The coding region runs from base 1 to 867 and encodes 288 amino acids. Gene Ontology annotation, molecular function: aldehyde-lyase activity.
AUGGAUUCUAUGGGACCAGGGUAUACUGCGCUGAGAAAAGAGCUCGAAACUCUUGUCCUUGCAAAUAAUAUCCUUCACUAUCACAAUGUCGUCGACGCCUACGGUCAUGUUUCUCUUAGACAUCCUGACAAGCCUGACGUUUUCAUCAUGUCUGGAGACAGAGCGCCGGCUUUAGUAUCCUCUCAAUCUGAUCUCAUCCCGUACAACGUAACUGAUGCUUCUCCUGUUGAUUCAAAUGCCAAGAAGGGCUAUCAAGAACGAUUCAUUCACAGUGAAAUCUACAAAAAGUUCCCACACAUCAACAGUGUGGUCCAUAGUCAUUCAGAUGCUGUUCUCCCCUACACCAUGAGCGGUGUUCCAAUAAAACCCACCUUUCACAUAGCAGGCUUUCUAGGAACGCAUGUCCCAACCUUCGACAUAACACCCAUCUACCAGCCCGGUGACCAACAAGACAUGCUCGUCAACACACAAACCUUCGGCUCCAGUCUUGCAUCGGAAUUCUCCAAAGAAGGUUCAGCAAGUCAGGCCCACAAUGUCGUUCUCAUGACAUGUCAUGGCUUCACCGCCAUCGGAACUAGCAUCAAACAGGCUGUUUACCGAGCGAUAUACACACAUGUAAACGCUGGUAUUCAGACAAAUGCGUUGCUCAUCCGGAAUGCUUCGAUGAAUAUCGGACCCGGCUCAGAAGCAUCGUCGUCUCCGCUAGGAGACAUGAGGUACCUGACUGAGGAACAAGUGUCUGGAUCCCUGCAAAUGAAUGAGGCGUCGCAGGAUAGACCAUGGGCCUUAUGGGUGAAAGAGGUGGAAGCCUGCCCGCUCUACCAAAAAGCUGGCAAGGCACUCGUGGUUGAGAAGAGGUUUUUGUAA